AUGUCUGCUGAGGAGAAACUUUCUCUUGGAGCUGCUAUAUUGACUCAUGGGAUUAUAAUCGCCAAGAAUCCAACAAUAAAGGUGCCGCGAGAGAGUCUGCAAAUGUUUUCGAAUUUAGAUAGUUACUCUGUGAGACCUUGGGGGAAGAUGGGAUACGUGGUCCUAUCUGCUAGUAUACGGAGGAUGAAAGCAAAAACAUUUGCAAAACCUAUGUAUGAAGUGCAAGGAUUCGUAUGUGCAAUCACGUUGUGGGCUUUGUCGGCUGUGCCAGCGCUAGGUACUACAUUUGGGAGUCAAUUUGAUUCAAGCUCGUCUACAGGCCCAUUGUGUUUACAGUGGAAAGCCACUUGGACUCCUAAUAUUUCAGAAGUUUUGAAUGUGCACUAUCAACGGGAUGUUAUAAUCAAUACUGUUAUUGGGGAUCCAGAGGAAUAUAAAAAUCUGGUUCCACCGACAAAUCCCAUUGACAAAGACUUUGCAACGGUGGUGCAACUUGUAAUGCAAGGCUAUAGGUUAAGCAGAUCCGAGUGGAUAGAGGGAAAAUUAGAUGGUGUUUUAGCAUCUGAACAAAUUCGGACAAAACAUAACAGACGAGCGGAGCUUAGUAGAACAACACGUGAGGCUCCUCUCGUGACUGACAGUGACAAAAUUGACAAGAUGAUGGAGAUGCUUAAAACCUUGAUUGGCAAAGUGGAGACCAUAGAGGCUUUAGUGGGGAUUAGGCAGCAUAGAAAAAAAGAUCCUAUAGAUGGUGAGGAUAACAAUGAUCCAAAAGAUCCUGAAGAUGGUGAGGAUAACAAUGAUGGAAAAGAUCCUGAAGAUGGUCAGGACAACAAUGCUGCAAAAGAUCCUGGAGAUGAUGUUAUUGAUAUUAGCGAUAGAGAAGGUAAUGUUGGAGAUCAUGAUGAGGAUAAGAAUGAUACAAAUGGUAAUGAUGGAGAUCGUACUAGCAAUGUUGAUGCGCCUAUUGAUAUCAGCGAUAUUGAUGAAAAUCAUGGUGGCGACGGUGAGGCUACCAAUAUUGUUGUUGAAAAUCCCAAAGAUGAUGAAGGUGAUGAAAGUCAUGAUUCCAACCACCAUGGAUUUGCUUUGCGACCACCACUGACAGAUGAAGAUGUUACCGUUCAGUUGGAACAAGGUGGAGCUCAUCCAAUAUUCCAUCCGUUCCAGCCAUAUCUUCUAUCAAGGAAAUCAAGAUUGGAUGAAUGGAAGAAUGCAACUAACCAGAAGAUCUUGAAAGAUUUUCUUGGACAUGAAGUAAAUGGUGAUUGGUUUUUAAACCUCCAGACACCAGGAACUGUAAUGACUAGACAGAAGUGGUACAACUAUGACAACAAAAGCAUUGAAGGCUACAUCAAUGGUACAUUGCCGGAUAUUGGCAAUACAGGGAAAAAGAUGAUUAAAGACACAGACUAUGUCUAUGCGCCAAAAUGUUGGCAUGACAAACAGUGGGUUGCCGUGAUAUUUGACUUGAAGAUAGGGUCGAUAAGCAAUUUCCAGGACACAGGUUUAUAUACUUUCAAGUUCAUAGAGUGCCAUGCGAGUAUGAUGACAGACAUGUCUAGUCUCUGCCUUGCAAAUAUUGAACAACUGAGAUUUAAGCUGGCGGUUGACUUAUUUUGCGAGGUAUUUGAUGGACCUUCUUCAGAUAACCAACUCAACGAUGCAGCUGCAGAUGAGUUACCACUUGAGUCGCCUAGUGAGAGCAAAAAGUCAAAGAGAAAACUGAAAGGGGAUGAUUGUAGAAGCUCUAUGAGAAACAAAAAGGCUAGAGUAUGA
Thlaspi arvense is the source of this 1779-nucleotide messenger RNA. The record is from the annotation of a GenBank genome assembly. Lineage: Eukaryota; Viridiplantae; Streptophyta; Magnoliopsida; Brassicales; Brassicaceae.